Molecule: messenger RNA, 1548 nt
Organism: Oldenlandia corymbosa var. corymbosa
Lineage: Eukaryota; Viridiplantae; Streptophyta; Magnoliopsida; Gentianales; Rubiaceae
Source: the annotation of a GenBank genome assembly
AUGGCGUCGCAAACAGUUUCUGAUUUUUCAUCCACCAUAGAUUCCUUUGAAAAGGCUGAAGCCAUUGUCGAAAAGUAUGACUUACCCAUAGAUCUAGAAUAUCGAGCACCCUUAGGUACUGAGAGAGCUAAUACUCCACCAGAGGGAAAAAUCACUGUAUAUGAUAGGUCCAUGUUCCUGGGACUAAGAUUCCCCAUUCACCCUCUGUUUGGUAGGAUAGUGCAGUAUUAUAAGACCCCGCUUGCUCGAUUUACCCCCAAUUUAGUAACCGUAGUUCUCGGAUUCCUGAGACUCUGUGAGAUAAAGAAGGUAGCUCCUCGAUUAUUAGUAUGGAGAUACUUUUUUAAGGUCUGCGUGCCCUCGACCAAAUACAAGGACUGGUAUAACGUUAAGACGAAUGUCUCCUCGAAGGCGAACCGCAUAAUGGGACUCUUCGACGGUUCCCCAUCGUGGAAGCCGAAUUAUUUGUUUGUUUCGGCUCCUGAGGAUUUUUGUAUGGCUUCGGACUAUCGGGAAGCUCAUGAAAUGGGCGGGGUGGCAGAUGCCUGGUCCAAGCAUGAUAAGGCCAGUAUUGAGAGGUAUAGGGCUGACAUCGACGCCUUGGAAUCGGUCGAGAACAUCCUCGGCUACACGGAAGUGCAACAUUACAUUCCUCCGGUUCGCGUCGAGAAGAAAAAAGAUGAUGAGGGGUCGUCCAACAAGGUCACUAAGAAGAGAAAGCUUAGAAAGCUUGUGAAGGCGUCCGAUACGGGUGCCAAGGCCAAGAAGAAGAAGACUCCCACUCUUGAGGGAGUAGAGAAGCCGGUCGAGGAGCAAGUCUCGAUCGAGGGGGAUGCACUCACGGUGCUCCCUGAUGAUGCCGGGGAGGAGGUGCGCGCCGAGGACGAUGGACAGAGCAACCCGGAGCCAGAGGGGACGUCGGCUCCUCCACCCGAUUUGUACUUUGUUCAUCAUUUACAUCUACUGAUUCUUGAAGAAGAUGAGGUUGCCCGGUUUCCCUUCGCUUCAGGCAGCAAGAGGAAGAGUGGAAGCGCCGACCUUCACCAAUACGACUUGGACUUCCAUGCUUCCUUAUCCCUCGAGGCUAACAUUUACGAGGAGAUAGAAAAACUGAAGUCGGAAAACUCUCAACUAAGGAGGCGCGAGAAGAUUGUUAUAUCUCCGUGGUUCCUCAAGCAGCUCGAUACGCUUGCCUUGGUCGAGUCGCAGAUAAAGAUUCGCACCGAACGUUUUAUUGCCGCCAUCGACCUCCUGAAGAAGAGGACCAAGGAGGUGGAGUUCUAUUCGAAGCAAGCUGCCGUUUUGCAGAAUAUAUUGGUGGACAACGAGAUUUCCUUGCCCAUUCUCGACGACCUCGAUCCGGAGGACGAAGCUAGAGAGCGAGCAGCUGCUGAGGAAUAUCUUCUCAGAAUCGACGACCAAGAUUGGGAGAUUCUAGAUUUGAAGGACAAACUCGGGCAUUGUGUUCAUAAGCUUAGGUCGAUGGGAUGGUCCGGCCUGAUUAAGCCUUCUCGUUUUAACCCUAAGAAGACGGACCUCAGGAUUUAG